AUGGCUAGAACGCUCCGCCAUAUCCUACCACAAGUGAUCAAGCACCCUCACGCCUACCUCCGCGAAUUGGACAUGCUCACAGAGAGAGAGAAGGCCUGUCUGCGGAGCUGGAAUUCGGCUCUUCCUGCCUCACCUAAGGCGUGUGUUCACGAUGCUAUCCUUGAAAAUUGCCUGAACCUAUCGGAUAGGCCAGCCGUUAGUGCCUGGGACGGGGAACUCACCUAUCACGAUCUUUAUGAACUAUCAACCAGCCUGGCCAUACAUUUACGGGCACUGGAUUUGCCUCAAGGAACAAUCAUACCCUUGUGUUUCGAAAAGUCCAAAUGGGCGAUUGUGGCGGCAUUGGGAACUCUUCGCAGUGGUGCAGCAUACGUUUUCGUUGACCCGGAUUCACCUCAUUCCCGCAAAGUUACCAUAUGCGAGGAUAUCAACGCGAAGGUGAUGCUUUGCUCUCCGGCACAGUUGCCCAAGGCCGAAAAACUAGUUCCGCAAGCCAUCACGGUGGAAACAGUGACUCAAGAUACACCUAUCAAGGCGAAUGGCGCAACGGUUACGCUCCCGUCGGUGAAAUUCGACGACCCGGUAUACGCUGUGUUCACCUCGGGCUCGACGGGCAGACCGAAAGGAGUUGUCAUCGAACAUGGUGGGUUCUUCCAGCGGGCGAUGGCUAAUGGGCCUGACCUCUCUCUAUCAUGUGAGACACGGGUGCUGCAAUUUGCCAGCUUUGUCUUUGAUGUUGCGAAUCGUGAUAUCUUGUAUACUCUGAUCUUUGGGGGCUGUAUUUGCAUUCCAUCCGAGUCGCAACGUUCCAAUGACCUUGCCGGAUUCAUCAAUCAAAAGGAGGUCAACUGGAUCAGCAUCACCCCAUCGGUUGCUAAGCUAAUGCAGCCGUCUGCCAUUCCUACUGUUCGCCACAUGGUCUCCUGUGGAGAGGCUAUGACCUCGAAUAUGAUUGCUGAAUGGGCUGACAGUCUCCAGUUGAUUAAUGCCUACGGACCGUCUGAGGCGACAACUAUCAGCUCCAUCCAGACCGAUUGCACGGCAAAGACCUGCCCUACCAACAUCGGUAAGGGCUCUGGUAGCGUUCUAUGGAUUGUUGAUCCAGCAGAAUACAACCGUUUGGUCCCUAUCGGAGCGAUUGGGGAAUUAGUGAUCGAGAGUCCUAGUGUGGGAAAGGGCUAUAUCAAUCGUCCUGUGGAGACGAAAUCCUCCUUUUUAUCUACAACCAGCUGGCUUCCACUAUUCCGCAAUGGCGACCCAGCCAUGCGUCUCUAUAAAACCGGAGACCUGGUACAAUAUGAUACCGACGGUAACAUUCAGUUUCGAGGUCGCAAAGAUGCGCAAGUCAAGAUUCGAGGCCAGAGGGUCGAUCUUGGCGAGAUUGAGCAUUGGAUUCAAAAGUGCAUCCCCCCUGGAAAGGAGUUGAAGACAGUUGUGGAAUUCAUUACCCCUCUUGGGCGUGACACCGGCUUGUUAGUGGUCUUCCUCGCACCGUGUGGCACCCAAGGCAGCCGUCUACAGGAGAUUCAGGCGGAUGUGCGGACUUUUAUCUCCGGGAUGACCGAUGCGUUAUCCCAGAAUCUACCGGAGUAUAUGAUUCCAAGAGUCGUUUACCCAGUGGAGAACAUCCCAAUGACAGCAACUGGAAAAACGCAUCGACAAAGGCUGCGCCAGGUCGGCGAAUCUCUGACGAUCGAAGAACUCAUGUCUCCGUUACAAAGCUCUUCUACGGCUGAGCCUCUUUCGGAAAGUCUGAGAGACCCAAUCGGUCAAAUGAUGUUGAGACUGUGGGCUUCCGCACUGGGGGUUAAUCCUUCUUCUAUCGGAUCCCACGAUAGUUUCCUCGGCCUAGGAGGAGAUUCGAUCAUGGCAAUUCGCGUCACAACUCAAGCUCGGUCAGAGGGCAUCGAUUUGUCAGUCGCAGAUAUGAUGGAGUACAAAACGCUGGGCGAUUUAGUGGAAAGCCUACUUGGAAGACCGAGGAUAUGCCACACGGCCAUGCACACCGAACCGUUCUCACUUGUGGACCUCGCAAUUUCAUCAGGUAUUCGAGAAAAAGACUCCGGAGACAUUAUCGACAUUCUGCCCACGACAGAAGCACAGAAUUUCUUCUUGACGCAGUGGACUGUUAGCUGCUAUACUUGCAUGCUGCAAGGGGAAAUCGACGUCAGUCGACUACACGCUGCAUGUAAGGCAGUAGUCGCAAGGCAUAGCAUCCUGCGUACAUUCUUCGCCAAAGUCGGGCCUCGUUUUAUGCAGGUGUUGUUGAAUUCUUUUGAUCCUCCAUUCGAUCAGCACAAGGCUGAUACCAGUCUGGAAGCUGCCUGCCCAGUAGCGGUAGAGAGGAUCAUUGCCGAGACGACCCCCAUUUCCACGCGACCCAUUGUUGGGUUCACACUGAUCUCUGAAACCUCUCAAAGACAUGCUUUGCUCAUCCGAGUGUCGCAUGCUCAGUAUGAUGGAAAUACCUCUCCCAUAUUUUUCCGGGAUAUUUCGGUGGCGUACAACAAUGUUCAGGGAGUCCUUCCAACUGCAACCCCUUUCAGUCGUUAUCUCUACGCUCGCUCCAUGGCCCCAUCUGACAAGGUCUUUGACUUUUGGCGACAGAACUUUCAAGGCGCGUCUAUGACUGUGCUUGGCCCGUCCAUUCUCAACGGCAGCCAGUCGUCACCCGAAACGAGAAUCAUUGCACCCGCUUCUGGGCCGCUUCCAGCUUCGCUAGGUGAUCUGACCGUACCGACGUUGAUCAAUGCAGCAAUCAGUCUUCUCCUCGCAGACCUAAUCAAGCAUGAAGACGUCAUCUUUGGAACAGUCAUGGACACUCGGACGCUGGGCUUCCCUGGCAUCGAGACCACUCUUGGACCAUGCAUCAACAUCAACCCGCUACGUGCCCAAUUCAAUCGGAACAUGACAUUCCGAGAACUCUGUUACUCUCUUCAAUCUCAAUAUGCCAAGGUGACGAGAUACGCCUACAGCGAUUUGUCAGAUAUCGUUGCCAACUGCACAGAUUGGCACCCAGAGACCAAGUUGGGCUGUAUUGUGAACCACCUUCGCCCUGACGAAGGCCCAGCACCACUAUCUCUGGAUGGUACGCGCUGUACAUUCUUCAAGAAGACCGCCUAUAUUACUUUAUCCCAACAAGUGCUUUUCCGUUGUAUUACGGGCAGGGACAGGUUGGACAUCCAGGUUCUUACGUCAAGUACGAUGAUGAACAGUGCCAUGGCUCAGUCGCUUGCUGACAGGCUUGUCACUGGCGUCCGUGUACUUGCCAAUUCUCCUGACAUCCCCAUUGAGAAGCUUUCCAUCUAA
Penicillium cataractarum is the source of this 3309-nucleotide messenger RNA. Its product is annotated as non-ribosomal peptide synthetase. Bases 1 to 3309 code for a protein of 1102 amino acids. Gene Ontology annotation, biological process: secondary metabolite biosynthetic process; amino acid activation for nonribosomal peptide biosynthetic process. The transcript has a single exon. The record is from RefSeq and is a predicted model, not a curated record. Lineage: Eukaryota; Fungi; Ascomycota; Eurotiomycetes; Eurotiales; Aspergillaceae. Gene Ontology annotation, cellular component: cytoplasm. Gene Ontology annotation, molecular function: phosphopantetheine binding; catalytic activity.